Molecule: messenger RNA, 1502 nt
Organism: Dipodomys ordii (Ord's kangaroo rat)
Lineage: Eukaryota; Metazoa; Chordata; Mammalia; Rodentia; Heteromyidae
Gene: Eipr1
Product: tumor suppressing subtransferable candidate 1
Exons: 9
Coding region: 145-1287 (380 amino acids)
Biological process (GO): protein ubiquitination
Molecular function (GO): protein binding
Source: RefSeq, a predicted model, not a curated record
GCUGGCGGGGCCCGAGAGCGCCGCGGAGGAGCCGGUCGUCCCGGCCCGGAAUGAGUGGAGCCGGGGACGCCCUGGCCAGGCGGGACGCGGUGGCUUUAGUCAAGGCUUGAGCGCUCGAGCGGAGGACAGGCCGCUUCCCGCAGCAUGGAGGACGACGCCCCGGUGAUCUACGGGCUGGAGUUCCAGGCCCGUGCUCUAACACCUCAGACUGCAGAAACAGAUGCCAUUCGAUUUUUGGUUGGGACACAGUCUCUUAAAUACGACAAUCAGAUUCACAUCAUAGAUUUCGAUGAUGAAAAUAACAUUAUAAAUAAAAAUGUUCUCCUCCAUCAAGUGGGUGAGAUCUGGCAUAUCAGUGCCAGCCCCGCAGAUAAAGGUGUGCUGGCAACCUGCUACAACAAGACUUCAGACAGCCGCGUCCUGGCCUGUGCAGCCGUGUGGAGGAUGCCCAAGGAGCUGGAAUCCGGCAACCACGAGUCUCCCGACGACUCCGCCAGCACCGCGCAGACCCUGGAGCUGCUCUGUCACCUUGACAACGGGGCCCAGAGCAGCGUGGCCUGCGUCACAUGGGAGCCGAUGGGAGAUGGGAAGAGAGUCAUCUCACUGGCAGACAACCGCAUCCUGCUGUGGGACCUGCAGGAGAGCUCAAGCCAGGCUGUGCUGGCUGGCUCUGCGGCUCUGGAAGGGAAGGGGCAGCUGCGGUUCACCUCCGGGAGGUGGGGCCCGCACCACAACUGCACGCAGGUGGCCACCGCGAGUGACACCACCCUCCGAGGCUGGGACACGAGGAGCAUGAGCCAGAUAUACUGCAUAGAGAAUGCCCACGGACAGCUGGUGCGUGACCUCGACUUCAAUCCCAAUAAGCAGUACUACUUAGCCAGCUGCGGGGAUGACUGCAAGGUGAAGUUCUGGGACACACGGAAUGUCACGGAGCCCGUGAAGACCCUGGAGGAGCACUCGCACUGGUACCCCGCUCGCGUGCGCGCCGCUCUGGGGAAGAGGGGAUUAUGGUGUGGAGCGUCCGCUACAACCACUCUCAUGACCAGCUGGUCCUCACCGGCAGUAGUGACAGCAGAGUCAUCCUGUCCAACAUGGUGUCCAUCUCCUCCGAACCCUUUGGCCACCUGGUGGAUGACGACGACAUCAGUGACCCAGAGGAGCACCAGGCUGAUGAGAAGCCGAAGGAGCCCCUGCGGGACAGCGUCAUCGCCACCUAUGAGGAGCAUGAGGACAGCGUGUACGCCGUGGACUGGUCCUCAGCCGACCCGUGGCUGUUUGCCUCCCUGAGUUACGACGGGAGGCUGGUCAUCAACAGGGUUCCCAGGGCCCUGAAGUACCACAUUCUGCUCUAGCAGGCUCCCUGUUCCCUCACUGAGCCACGAGGCAGAUGCUCAAAUAUUUACAGCUUCUGGAGCUAAUUCCUUUGUCAAACAGCUCCUCUCUGAGAGAACCAUCACUGCCUCUGACAGGAGCGCCUCUAUGGCUGCAGGCUUUGCCGACUG